AUGACAGCUUUUACGGGUUGUGCUUUAACGUUAAUGCCAACCGCGAGCGACCUACGGCCGGGUAAUAAUAGUUGUAAUAAUAGUACAAGGCAUUAUUUUGCAUUUAUGAGCAUCGAUAAUACAUCAAAUAUUAACGAAUUGCCUCGUGGAAGAGAAGAGAUGAACGAAUUUUUUUAUGAACCAAACCAAGAAUGCGCAAAAAUAGUUUAG
This is a messenger RNA of Racocetra persica, 210 nucleotides long. The record is from the annotation of a GenBank genome assembly. Lineage: Eukaryota; Fungi; Glomeromycota; Glomeromycetes; Diversisporales; Gigasporaceae.